UCACCGCGUCCCUUAUCUCUCCGCCAAAACAAGACUUGUCAGCGGAAGAUCAGUAUAAUACACCCAUUUGAAGACCGACACAACCCUCGCUAUCUGCUUCAUAACGCUGGAGGGUGAGAUACUCACCCAUACCAAUACGCCACAGUGACAGGCACGUUGAGUGUGUAGGCUACGACCGAGUAACGUGUGCAGUACCAGUAACAAUGGAGGUCAUUGACGUUGAGAUAAGGAAACCCGCAAGGAAAUCUUCUUUUGGACAAUUUAAGGAACAUUUCGAAGACCCCGUCUACAAGAACAAGUUCAUAUGUACACUGUUCCUGUUCUGGGCGUUUCUUGUUCUGGGUUUUGCUGCUGGCCAAAGUGGCCCAUCGUUCCUUGACCUCAUGCUGAUCACGAACACGAAGGUGGAGCAGGCCUCGGCCCUGUUCACAUCAGGAGCUGUUGGCUUUACGGUCGGUGCGUUCGUCAGUGGGUUUCUGUACGACAAGUGUAACAAGCUGCUGUUGCUGGCGGCCUGCCUCGUCGGCAGCAGCAUCUUCUCCGCCGUCAUCCCGCUCUGUACUCCGCUGCCAGCGAUGAUCGCCAUGUAUUUUCUCAGAUCUUUUGUGUCUGCCGGAGUAGAAACAGGUGGCAAUACCGACUUGAUACGACUCUGGGGCAAGGACAGUCGUGUUUUUAUGCAGAUUCUUCACUUCAGUUUCGCCUUGGGAGGUCUUGUAGCCCCUCUGGCAACAGAACCCUUCCUAGCCCCAAAGUCCGUCCAUACCACGAUCACAACAGUCCCUGUCAACGAGUCCCAUUUUCUUGAGUAUGGAUACAAUACAACCAAAGCGUACGUCCAGGACAGUUUAAGAUUAAAUGGGACUAGUUACAACAUGACGACUGCAGCUAAUGAAGACGCUCCGAAAUCGCAAAUCCUUUUUGCUUUCAUAAUCACAGCAGUUCUUUUCCUUUCUGCUGCUAUUCCUUUCUUCGUGGAGUUCUUUCUCCGUAAGGCUGAUAAAAACCGGAAGCCGGAAGACGAGCAAGAAGUUGACGGUCAUUGCAUACCACCCCCUGUCUAUGUGAUAACUGUGGCUAUGAUUGGAGCUUUCUUUUUCUGUUAUUGUGCGCUAGAAGAGACGUUUAUGUCAUUCCUGGCGGUAUUUACUGUGGAGGGGUUGGGCUGGACAAAGCCAGAUGGAGCUUUGGUAACGUCUGUGUUUUGGGGAAGCUUUGCUGCCUUUCGGUUUCUUGGGAUCUUUUUCAUAAAUAUGUUGACUCCAUCGUCAAUGAUAAUUCUGUGUCUUGUAAUUCUGUCAGCGAGUUUGGGUGUAUUCUUGGUCUGUUCCCUCUUUGCCGUAACUAUUGGAAUUUGGAUUUCAUCAGUGGGGAUUGGCCUUGCAACAUCGAUCGUAUAUCCAACGACCUUCACAUGGGUCGAAGAGCAUGUCAUCAAGGUCACGGGUAGGGUCACGUCUGUUAUUGUGAUAUGCGCAGCAUCGGGGGGAAUGGCGACACCAUUGUUGCUAGGAUACCUGAUGGAGGAAGUGACCUAUCUGUGGUUCUCGUAUUUGUUGUUUUUGGUGUCGGUUAUUCUGCUAAUUAUACAUAUUGUGCUGCGGUUGCACUCGGUUUUUGUGUUAAAGAAAUAUCACAGAGCAGCUGAGGCUGAAUCACCUAAUGAGCUUGCUGCACCUCAGGAAAGGGGGAAAAUGUUUGAACCAAACGAACAUGUACGAACGUUUGAACUCUGAUAUUUAACAGUAUGAUGACAGAUAUAAAUAUUGAAAUCUUAUGCCAACCACAAGUUUUUGCCAACUGAUAAGGGUAGCGGGACCGACGCAUGAAAAUAAAAUUAUGAUACAGGGAAGAUGAAGGUGUUGGGGAGGAUCACAUCUGUAUUAAGAGCCGGAGUCAUGGAAAAUAUAAAUACAAUGUAAAAAACAAAUAAAACGAUUAUAAAUUUGUUCAUUCACGGACUGGUAAUGUAUUAUGGGGUGACGGGGCGUCAUGACAUUGAUGUAAUGGGGAAUAUGGGGGUAAUGACAAAAUGUGACGUAAACGGUUGGGGGGGUGGCGUUAAAACAUGACAGUCCUAAGACAAAUUCCCCUUAUAAUACAUGAUCGGUCCCUUAGUGAGUUUAGUUUAAUGCUGCCAUUGAACAGUAUAUCAGUCAGGCAACACUGUACAGAGAACAGUCCCACUUUAGACGAUCGGGCCACCCAUGACCACUGUUCAGUGAAGACGUCCUAAACUUGCUUCAUUUGCUGUGGCGCAGAAGUCAUGGCAGACGGUGGAGUACUACCCAUGGGGGUACCCGGAUCGCUGAAUCCGUAUGUCACGCUCGUGAUUUCUGGUUUGCCAACACAGUUUAUCGCUGGCAAACCAAGGAUUAUUAUCAUGUCGAAUCUUGGAUUCCAGUCCACGGUCGGAAUAUCCAGGCAUCCUUACAGAACGUAGCCAGGCAAAUUGCAGUGCGUGCACGACACUGGCCCAUCGCACGUACGUCUAUGACUGUAUGGCCAACAUAGACUACUUUCGAUUGGCAUCUUUGAAAUGUCAAAACAGCACACGAUUCAAAUCAAGAAAUCCCAGAAAGACAGAUUUACAACUUUCUGCUACAGGCGUCUCCAGAUUGUUUUCUCACAUCUCUACCAAUAAAACAAAUCUUGUGUC
Molecule: messenger RNA, 2659 nt
Organism: Haliotis rufescens (red abalone)
Lineage: Eukaryota; Metazoa; Mollusca; Gastropoda; Lepetellida; Haliotidae
Product: sodium-dependent glucose transporter 1A-like
Exons: 4
Coding region: 204-1736 (510 amino acids)
Biological process (GO): transmembrane transport
Source: RefSeq, a predicted model, not a curated record